Molecule: messenger RNA, 944 nt
Organism: Ipomoea triloba (trilobed morning glory)
Lineage: Eukaryota; Viridiplantae; Streptophyta; Magnoliopsida; Solanales; Convolvulaceae
Product: clathrin light chain 2-like
Exons: 3
Coding region: 101-838 (245 amino acids)
Biological process (GO): clathrin-dependent endocytosis; intracellular protein transport; clathrin coat assembly
Cellular component (GO): plasma membrane; clathrin coat of trans-Golgi network vesicle; clathrin coat of coated pit
Molecular function (GO): clathrin heavy chain binding; structural molecule activity
Source: RefSeq, a predicted model, not a curated record
CUCUCCGGCCGUUCCGGUUCCCGCAUUCGACGACGACGGCACCUUCGUGGGCUACGAUCCUCGCCUAUCCGCUCACCUAUUCACUCAGUCCGAGUCGGCUAUGGACUCGGCUGCGGAUGACGACUCGUCGUUCUUCACUUCGGUGCCAGUUCAGUACAUUCUGCCUCCGCCGCCGAUCAGUGUCGCAGGAUCGAUAGCCGAUCCGAUUGGAUUCUCCGCAUUUUCUUUGGGAGCUAACGAGAGGUCGUUUGGAGAUGAAUUUGUGGCGUCGAGUGGGACUCUACUGCCGCCUCCGACGGAAAUGUCGGAGGGAGGUUUCGUUAGAGAAUGGACGAGACAAAAUGCUAUUAGAUUGGAGCUGAGGGACAAAACUGAGAAAGAGUUGCUAAGCCAAAUCAUUGAUGAAGCAAACGAGUACAAGGAUGAAUUUUACAAGAAGAGACUGGUCAGCUUGGAAACAAACAAGGGCAUUUUCCGUGAAAAAGAGAAAUUAUUUUUGUCCAGUCAUGAGAAGUUCUAUGCUGAAGCUGACAAGCAUUAUUGGGAGACAAUUGCUGAGCUAGUUCUGAAUGAAGUUCCAACGAUAGUAAAGAAGAACACUGAGAACCAACAGAGGAAGCAUUCCAUCGCUGUGAUCCAGGGGCCAAAGCCUGGAAAACCUGCUGAUUUGUCUAGGAUGCAGGAGAUACUUUUAAAGCUCAAGCAUAAUGCACCUCCACAUCUUGACCUUUCUCAGCCUCCAUCAACCACCACGGCCACCACUAAGGGUGGAAGAAAUGAGGCUGCUACACCCGGUGCAGCUGGGGUAAUCUCACCUCGCUCCGUUGCUGUUGCUUGAUUGAAAAGCUCAAAAGGAGCUCUCUCUUUCUCUUUUUUUCAGACUAAAUUUUUUUUGUAUUUCUUGGAUAUAUUUAGUAUUAUAAUAAAUUAAUAAUGGUACAAAA